Molecule: messenger RNA, 2365 nt
Organism: Scophthalmus maximus (turbot)
Lineage: Eukaryota; Metazoa; Chordata; Actinopteri; Pleuronectiformes; Scophthalmidae
Gene: usp12a
Product: ubiquitin specific peptidase 12a
Exons: 9
Coding region: 414-1532 (372 amino acids)
Biological process (GO): protein deubiquitination
Cellular component (GO): cytosol; nucleus
Molecular function (GO): cysteine-type deubiquitinase activity; cysteine-type endopeptidase activity
Source: RefSeq, a predicted model, not a curated record
CUCGUUUAUUAGGAAUAUAUGUUUUGCCUUCUUCCGCAAGGGACAGAGUUCCUUUUGGACACCAGGAACAGUUAUUACUUUGUCAUGGGUUCACAGAACUAACUUGAGCGCGCUGGCGUUUUGACUUAUUCAAUUUCAUGGACAUCUCAUUUCAGGUUUUGGCAUCAGUUGGCUUUUAGAAAUGCCAAUUAUUUUUUUUUUAAAGAAAGCUAGACAGCAAAACGGAGCGAUCUGCUCUGAUGUGCCGUGUAUAAGGUGAAGGCGGAAGCACCUAUGCCGUGAACGCUCUCGUUUCCCGGAGCCGUUGGACUUUCCGUCACGAGCCGAGCGGAAUCGCCCGCCCGCCCCUCACGAGGAGAGCCAGCCCCGUCUUGUCAGUGCGCGGCGGUGUGUUGGAAGAUGGCGUUAGCCGAAUGGAAAUCCUAAUGACAGUCUCCAAAUUUGCCUCUUUUUGUACCAUGGGCGCCAAUGCCUCUGCUCUGGAGAAAGAGAUUGGAUCUGAGCAGUUUCCAGUCAACGAGCACUACUUUGGCCUGGUCAAUUUUGGAAACACCUGCUACUGCAACUCGGUGCUGCAGGCCCUGUACUUCUGCCGGCCGUUCCGGGAAAAGAUUUUGGCGUACCGCAGCCAGCCUCGGCGGAAGGAGAACCUGCUCACCUGCCUGGCUGACCUUUUCCACAGCAUUGCCAACCAGAAGAGGAAAGUGGGCGUCAUACCACCCAAGAAGUUUAUCACACGACUACGCAAGGAGAAUGAGCUGUUUGACAACUACAUGCAGCAGGAUGCCCAUGAAUUCCUGAACUACUUACUCAACACCAUUGCUGACCUGCUACAAGAGGAGAGGAAGCAGGAGAAGACCAAUGGCCGCCUUGCCAACGGCACCUUGGACUCCCAGAACAACAACAGCAAUGCCACACCCGCUCCCACCUGGGUCCAUGAGAUCUUCCAAGGCACUCUGACCAAUGAGACACGCUGCCUCACCUGUGAAACGAUAAGCAGCAAAGAUGAGGACUUUCUGGACCUUUCUGUGGAUGUAGAACAGAAUACCUCCAUCACACACUGCCUCAGAGGUUUCAGUAACACAGAGACUCUGUGCAGCGAGUACAAAUACUACUGUGAAGAAUGUAGAAGCAAGCAGGAGGCACACAAGAGGAUGCGCGUAAAGAAGCUGCCAAUGAUCCUGGCUCUGCACCUGAAGCGUUUUAAGUACAUGGAACAGCUGCAGCGCUACACCAAGCUGUCCUACCGCGUCGUCUUCCCCCUGGAGCUUCGCCUCUUCAACACCUCUGGGGACGCCACCAAUCCCGAGAGGCUCUACGACCUGGUCGCUGUGGUGGUGCAUUGUGGGAGUGGUCCGAACAGGGGUCACUACAUUGCCAUUGUGAAAAGUCACGACUUCUGGUUGCUGUUUGAUGACGACAUUGUCGAGAAAAUUGACGCACAGGCCAUAGAAGAAUUCUACGGUCUCACUUCUGAAAUCUCCAAGAACUCUGAGUCGGGCUACAUCCUCUUUUACCAGUCCAGAGACUAAAAGUGGAUUUCAAGCGUUUUUCGCCCACAGUCACCGGGAGGAAUGCUCUGUUCCCUCUAUGCGGGGAGCAGCGGACCACAAACGCACCACGGCGGCUCUCGCAGCUGUGCUCCAUACCUGUGCUUUUACUGUACGCACUCUGCGCUGCAGCUCAGCCAUGGAGGUUCUGCCUAUGUACCAGCUGUCCCUCCUGGCCCCCUGUGUCUGUCCCGCCCCAUCGUCCCCUUCACUCUGGCUGGACACUGAUGCCUCUGCUGCCGCUGCUGCUGCUGCUGCAGCGACAAUGAGACGAUAAUGAAUGAAAACUGUGUCAAGAUUGUUUAAAAAGAAAAAAAAAAGACAUCGAUUGAGGGUCGUACAAAUGUUGGUUGGUAUGAGUGGUGUAUUAGUUUUUGCCUUGGGUGUGGGGUUGAAAGGGUAUUUAAUAAUUCAUAUGAUGUAAUAUUCGCCUGGUGUCUCCCCCCCCCCCUCCCCCCCACACACACACUCUGAAUUCUGCACUGGGAUUUACUGAGGGUGGAUCAUAUCUUUGUUCAUGGGUGGAAAGCAGAACAUGUGCGGUGGGGGGGGGUUGAGUGUUCCGCUUAUACUGGGUACACUGGGUUGUGUAUUUCUACAGUGUACAGAAUGGUAUUUGUAUAAAUAUAACAAGAAGAUAAUAUUAUCAUUGGAAAAUGUUAGACCUUGAGAAGAUGUAUUAACACUAUGGUGCACUUUUGAUACCGUUUUGUAGGUGUUGGCAAGUUUAAUGUUGAGGGUUUGCUUGAAAAGGCCUGUUGUGAAGCGAUCAUUUUCUGUUUUAAAGAAAAAGAAAUAAAGGCGGUCAGAUCGAG